Xenia sp. Carnegie-2017 is the source of this 1608-nucleotide messenger RNA. RefSeq lists its product as uncharacterized. Bases 1 to 1608 code for a protein of 535 amino acids. The record is from RefSeq and is a predicted model, not a curated record. NCBI's taxonomy places the organism in Eukaryota, Metazoa, Cnidaria, Anthozoa, Malacalcyonacea, Xeniidae. The transcript has 2 exons.
AUGGCAGAAGGAUUUUCCAGGCCAACACGACUCUCGUUUGAAGGCAGUGUUGCUGAGAAUUGGCGUCGCUUCAAACAGAACUAUGAAAUAUACAUUGUUGCUGCAGGACAUAGUCGGAAAUCAAAGAAAGAAAAGUCAUGCAUCCUCUUAAAUCUAGCUGGCGAAGAUGCGGUUGAAAGAUAUAAUUCUUUUACCUACAACGAAGAGGAAGACAAAGACGAUCCAGAAAUUCUAUGCGAGUUUGGUGACCUCGAGAGCGAACUUAUUAAAGAUCGUAUUGUGUGUGGGAUUAACAGUGAUGCAGUAAGAAAGAUUCUCCUUCGCGAAACAAGGUUAACUUUAGACAAGGCUCUAAACAUAUGCAGUGCAAACGAAUUGUCGGAACAACAAGUAAAAGAUCUUACUAAUUAUCAAGAUGUCGAUGAACUGAAGGCUAGGAAGAAUUUGAAAACCUCAAGAGGAAGUUACACAAACUUAAGUCAAACAAAAGAAGAUAAACAUCGAGGACAAAGAUUCGUAUUAAAGAACAAUUGCAGAAACUGUAGAGGAAAACAUCUUCCAAAGCAAUGCCCAGCUUUUGGAAAAAUUUGCCACAAAUGUCAUAAGAAAAACCACUUUGCUCGGGUGUGUCUAACGUCUACACAAAAGUUACAAAGAACAGUUCAUGAAGUUAGUGAUGAAGAAUUGUUUAAUGGUGCUGUUAAUGCAAUCAAACCUACGCAACAACGCACAAGCUCGAAAGUCGACUAUCGAAUGAAUAUUGAAGCUGUAGAAAAAAGCAAUGACGAGUGGUAUUCUGAACUCAAAUUUGGCAGACAUUUGGUGAACGUGAAGGUGGAUACAGGCGCAAAAUGUAAUGUGCUUUCUAAAAAAUUGUUCGACAAAGUCAAAGAAGCUGAGCAACAAGUUACCAAAACAAAUACAAAGCUAAUGUCGUAUAGUGGAGAUUCAGUUCAAACCUUGGGACAAGCAGUGAUGACGUGUUCUUACAAAGACAAACGAUACAAUCUUCUUUUCUAUAUAGCGACACACGAUGUAAAGCCUAUUCUUGGUUUACCUGAUUGCGAGCGUUUGGGUAUGGUGAAAAGAAUUAAAGAUGUCAAACCUAUUUUCACUAGGGACGAUAUUCUCAAUAAAUAUGCAGAUCUCUUCGAUGGCAAACUAGGAUGUUUACCCAUUAAACAUCAUAUCAGUGUCAAUCCAAAUGUAAAACCUACAAUUCAUCCUCCUCGACGCGUUCCAGUAGCUAUGAGAACGAAAAUUAAAGAAGAGUUAGAACGAAUGCAACAGAUGGGUGUCAUCGAUCCUGUAGAAAAACCUACGGAAUGGGUUUCGUCAAUGGUAACAGUGGAAAAACCAAACAAGUUACGAAUAUGUAUUGAUCCUAGACAUCUUAAUGAAGCCAUUCAGCGAGAACAUUACCCUCUCUUAACAAUAGAAGAAGUCGUAUCAAGACUACCUGGAGCUAAAAUUUUCUCCGUAUUCGAUGCAGCCUCUGGAUUUUGGCAGAUACCUCUAGAUGAAGAUUCCAGUUAUCUUACAACAUUCAAUACGCCUUUGGAGAUACAAAUUCAAUCGUCUCCCAUUUGGUAUAUCCUCAGCACCUGA